GUGAUAAAUCAGAGGUUUUUCAACGCUUAUAGGAAGAGCUACGGUCAUUCGAAAAAAAAGCUACCAGUUCGGGCAAGACGGACACAUUAAGAUGCCUACAAAUUACAAGCGCAAGAGUAACCGGCAGUCAUGAUCCGCUCAGCAGUUGGAACAAGCCAUUAAAGCUGUAAAAAGUGGAUCGCCGGUGAAGACAGCAGCAAGAAGUUACGCAAUUCCAAGAUCCACACUGAUUCGCCACCUCACAAGUCCAACUGUAUCAACUCGGCUAGGACCUCUUGAUUCCGUAUUCAAUUCUCAACAAGAAGCUGGUACAACAUCUGUUGGAUUUGGAAAAGAGGUUCUAUGGAAUAACGAUGACUAAUGUUCGAAAGCUUGCUUUUGAUCUGGCCGAAAAAAAUGGAUUGCCACACCCGUUCAACAAGUCUACCAAGAUGGCUGGAAAAGCUUGGCUAAGCAAUUUUCUGAAACGAAAUCCCAAAUUGUCGUUCCGUAUCUGAGUUUUACGAUUUGCUGGAAGAUCCCAAAUUGACGCCAGAUCGUGUUUUGAACGCCGAUGAGACUAGUGUUUGUACCGUUCCUCCGAAGAAGUCUAAGGUAGCGGCAUUGAAAGGCAAAAAACAGGUUGGUGGUAUUACAUCUGCGGAACGCGGAGAAACAGCUACGGCAGUAAUGUGCAUGUCCACAACCGGACAGCACCUUCCGCCGUUCUUCAUUUUUAUUCGCAUGCGGAUGCACGAAGCUUUUAAGAAAGGGGCAUCACGUGGAAGCAAAUUUGCCUGUAAUGCAUCGGGUUACAUGACGGUCGAAAUAUUCGAUGAGUGGUUCAAUCACUUUUUGGAGCAUGUAAAACCUUCUGAAGACAGUCCUGCCUUGCUCAUAAUUGAUGGCCACUCGUCGCACACGAAGAACCUAGCUUUUACCGAGAAAGCUAGAGCUAACUUUGUUAAGGUUCUAGUUUUACCACCUCACACUAGCAACAAACUUCAACCGCUGGAUGUAUCCUUUAUGGCACCUUUCAAGGCGUACUACUCACAGGAAGUAGAGCGUUUCCUACAACAGAAUCCAGGUAAAGUCGUCUGCCAAUAUGACGUUGCCGAGCUCAUGAAACCUGCAUUCAUCAAGGCGGCUACUACGGAAACUGCUGAGAACGGGUUCGAAAAAACAGGAAUUUGGCCAUUUGAUCGCAAUAUUUUUUCCGAUGAUGACUUUGCCCCGGCCACGGUGACUGAUCAAACCGAUCCUGAGAUUCUUCGUGAAGAAGAGACGUUUCGAUUGCAUCUUGAUGGUGCGCCUAGUCAAUCGACCGUAAAUCGCAUUUCCUGUGAGGAUAAAGAAGUUCAAGUGCUUCCCGAAGACAUCAUGGCUGAUUUCGCAGAACCGGACAGCAUCUCAACGGCCAAUAACCCGGUGUUUGAAAUAUCUCCGUCGAUCUUCCGUUACCGAAAAUGGUCACCCCGAGAGUCACGAAGAGAAAACGCCAAGCAGAAAAGGCAGCUGACAUAACGUCUGCUCAAUACGCUGACACUUUGAAGAAGGCGAAAGCAUCGAAAGACAUUAAAUCCAUCAAAAAAGAACAAAAACAACGCUCUUCGAAGAAGCCUAAGCAAAAUAAGGGCAAAUGGGACACCUCAUCUGAUAAUCUAUGCGAGAAAUGCGGAAGCCAGUUUUCUGAUACAGAUUUCAGGACAGGUUAGACAAUAUGCUUACAAUGCCUUUCAUGGUUCCACGCUGAAUGCUUUACUUCUGCUGCAACUAUUUGUCAGAACUGCUCUUGAUUCUUCUUUUUUUCUUGUUUUUUUAUUCCCACUGAAAAUUGAAUUAAUUUAAAUACUCAAAUGAAC
Messenger RNA from Toxorhynchites rutilus septentrionalis, 1841 nucleotides. RefSeq lists its product as uncharacterized. The coding region runs from base 670 to 1503 and encodes 277 amino acids. NCBI's taxonomy places the organism in Eukaryota, Metazoa, Arthropoda, Insecta, Diptera, Culicidae. Gene Ontology annotation, molecular function: DNA binding. The transcript has 3 exons. The record is from RefSeq and is a predicted model, not a curated record. Gene Ontology annotation, cellular component: nucleus.